UUUGACGAGCCGCUUUCUUCUUUGAGGACGCCCUGUCAGAAGCAGGCGUGCUCAUUCCCGUGCCGCUUGGCUUUUGCCCGACUGCACAGUCCUCUGAGCUGAAUGAGCCCCUUUGCUGUCCCGUCGCAAGCACCCCCACACCACACUCCGCUUUCACACUUCGACAUUGCAUGUUGUGUAUCGUUUUUUUAUUUUUUUUAUUUUUUUCGAAUGGAACUAAAUAGGGUAUAUAUCUAAUUUAUAGAUUUAAAAAAAAACAAAUCUCCCACACCCUUCAAAAAUGCUGUCUGCUCUGUCGCGAUGCACGUUCCUAUUGGAUCCGAUCAAAUGGAAUCUGUUUCGUACCACUUCCAGAUCCAGAGUGAGGAUGGCCACCAUGAUGCGACGCUGCCCGUUCCUGGCGAGGGUGCCGCAGGCAUUCUUACAGCGCGCUGGCAUGUCCCUGCUGACCUACGCAGAGCGCUGCCCUGUCAUGAUGGAGGGUCUGGGUCCUGUGCGCACGCUCUCCACCUCUGCCAGCGUGCCCAGCGCUCAAGGCAAGCAUCCCGGCAACGAAGAGCUGGCGGCGUCGUCCAAGUGCCCUUUCUUGGCGGGCGAGGUGAGCCGUGGCCCGGACGGUGUGGUGAAGCACGCCAGCUAUGUUGUGCAGGAAGACGUUGCUGAGAUGCAGGCUGUGCGCAAGGAAGUCGCUGAAGGCAAGACCCCCGUGAACCCCACCGUGAUCAACAUCCGCCGUGAAGACUUCCAGGCAGAGGGUCCUGGUUUGGUGCAGGCCGUUCGUAGUGCCGGCCUGAGCCCCGGCAACAAUACGCCAAUGACCCACGGCAUCUCUGACAACAUGCCCAAGGGCCUCUCGGUGUUCGACUACGACAAGUUCUUCACGGGCAAGAUCGAGGUGAAGCUGCGCGACCACACCUACCGCAUGUUCAAGACGGUGAACCGGCGUGCCGACAGCUUCCCCUACGCGCACGACUUCACCGAUUCGCUGAGCGAGGCCAAGGAGGUGUCUGUGUGGUGCAGCAACGACUACCUGGGCAUGAGCCGCCACCCCCGCGUUGUGGGCGGCAUCAUGGAAACACUGAAGAUGCAUGGCGCCGGCGCUGGCGGCACCCGUAACAUCUCGGGCACGAGCCGCUUCCAUGUGGAGUUGGAGAAGGAGCUGGCAAGCCUGCAUGGCAAGGACGCUGCGCUCCUCUUCACCUCGUGCUUUGUUGCCAACGACUCCACCCUCUUCACCCUCGCCAAGAUGCUGCCUGGCUGCGAGAUCUACUCGGACGCAGGGAACCACGCGUCCAUGAUCAUGGGCAUCCGCAACAGCCACGUGCCCAAGUUUGUCUUCCGCCACAACGACCCGGCGCACCUCGAGGAGGUGCUGAAGCGCUCUGACCCCUCCACGCCUAAGAUCGUCGCCUUCGAGACCGUGCACUCCAUGGACGGCGCUGUGUGCCCCCUGGAGGAGAUGUGUGACAUUGCUCACAAAUACGGCGCCAUCACCUUCGUGGACGAGGUGCACGCCGUGGGGCUGUACGGCACCAAUGGCGGCGGCAUCGGCGACCGCGACAACGUCAUGCACAAGAUGGACAUCAUCACUGGCACCCUGGGCAAGGCCUUCGGCUGCGUGGGCGGCUACGUGGCGAGCACGGCGUCGCUCAUCGACACCGUGCGCUCCUACGCCGCCGGCUUCAUCUUCACCACGGCGCUGCCCCCGAUGGUGCUGGCCGGCGCGUUGGAGAGCGUGCGCGUGCUGCGCAGUGCCGAGGGGCAGGCGCUGCGCCGUUCACACCAGCGCAACGUCAAGUACAUGCGCCAGCUGCUCAUGGAUGCCGGGCUGCCCGUGAUUCACUGCCCCAGCCACAUCAUUCCUGUGCUGGUCGCCAACGCUGCUAAGAACACAGAGAUCAGCAACGAGCUGAUGGCCCAACACAACAUCUACGUGCAGGCCAUCAACUACCCGACGGUGCCUCGUGGCGAGGAGAUGCUUCGCAUCGCGGUCACGCCCCACCACACGCCGCGCAUGAUGCAGUUCUUCGUUGACAAGCUGGCCACCGCGUGGAAAAGCGUCGGCCUGGACCUGCGUCCUCACGCCUCGGCCGAGUGCAGCUACUGCAAGAUGCCCAUCCACUUCGAGCUGAUGAGCGCCCGCGACAAGGUCUACUUCAACGGCAUGAGCCGCGCUCCCAGCUCUGUGGGCCUCGCCGCCUAGAGGAGGCGGCUGCCGGCCCGACCACCCCCCGGCAGCCCAACGCUCCCCUGGCUUCCCCCACAUAGGGCGAGCCUGGAGUGGCGGUGAAUGGGCGUAGGGGGCGCUCCAGUUUGAAUCGAGGCACAAGCGGUCACAGGAGAGAAAUAUUUAGGUCCGAGAAUAAUAAUAAUAAUAUGGGCAAAAGGUGAUUUCGAAUUGACAGAAGACACAAUUGUGACUUCAGGGUCACAGCUCCCAUUAUGCCUUGUUUGUUACAUGACGCUAUCUUAUUCUGUGUGUAUAACGCACACGCCCUUGUUUUAAACCACCAACUCAUAAAUCACCUUUUGCGUGUAACACUUGUUUUCAGCCUACUUACUUGUGUUGUUUCCCAUCAGGGAAAGAAAAAAAAUUGUCAGGAUUGGUUUAUCUGUACAUCUGUUUCCAUCCAGUUUUUUUAUUUUUUUAUUAUCGCACUGUCCGGGUUCAAUUUGUGUGCACGUCGAGAAGUGAGCUUGGCAAGUGUGUGCGCUCGCUUUGUUGUUUGAGAUCAGAUACGCACAUUUUGACCCGAAAAAUUGUGCCAUUCACGAUUGAAAUCGCCAUUGGAGAUUGCUUCGCAUUGCUUUUUGUGAUCAGCAUCGGGAACUUAAGUCAAUCCAUUAUAUUUUCUAGAGGUGGAUCAUUCGGGAUGGCUGCAGAUCACAAAUACAGUCGGGAUUGCAUGCAAAAAGGAAAUAUCUGUAUCGAAAAGGGGCUUUCUCUGAUUCGACUUUUUUUUGUGAAAUCAUAAUGUGGAUGGAAACAGCCAUUUAAUAGUGCAACUAUUUUAAUAAAAAUCCAGUAAAGUUCAGAAGUCACUGUAUUAUGUGAUUAUCACAUAAAAUAUACUGUACGUGUAGUGUCAAGUCUGCAGGUUAUCUUAUACACGUAACUUUAUAUCCACCCUGCUUGGAAACUGACUUAAGUUACUAUGUGAUGCCCAUAUAAACCUUACGUGGCCCUGCUGGUAACAUCAACUAAAACAAAUAUUACAGUGGAAUUGUUACAUUAUGUUACAAUUACAUCAGUAAGCUUAACAGUGCUCCCUUUUUGCACAGCGUGGGGUUUUGACUCUGCAUCGAUGGGAUGCAUAUUUUUAUUUUUAAUAGUGCACUUUGUAAAUGAUCUUCAAAAAUCGCUUGUGCCUCGAUGUCAUUGUUAGUCAAGGAGUGCUUUAGGUUAACUGUGGGGUGGAACUCGUAUAGAUGGGGAAAAGAGAAAAAAAAGAGAAAAAAAUUGUAAAAUGAAAACAUAAAUAAGACGGACCUGCAGUGAAAGGGGCAUGUCGUCCCUGAGAGCAGUGAAGACCAGGCGGUGGUGCACACACGUACAGACGUGUCAUGUAAUGCUGGUAAGGCAUUAUGGGAAUCUCUCAUGAUGCAUUGCAGCUGAAACACACCCUCACCCAAUUAUUGUCUAUGGUGCAUCCUUGAAAUAUCGUGGGUGGACUCCUAAAAAUGUGGAAGAAAAUGAAAAGAUUUUGUCUCGCUUUCCCAAAACUCCAAAAAUUGGAAUAGCACACAGCAAUGCUGCCUCGUCAGCUGCAUCUCCACACCACGCAUAAACCUUACAUGCCAAGCCGGUCACAGCGUAGCACUGUACUUUACAGUAACUACUUUAGCGCAUACCAUUGUACAUUGGAGAAUUGUCUUGUGGUUUUUUUAUUUUUUUAGAUUGUAUAAUCCAAAAACGCAAUAUAAAUAACAUUGCAUGCUGUAAUUGGAGACAAAUUUGGUCUUUAUGGAAAUUAGAGGGGUUUUUUUUAUUAAGAAAGCAGAUAUACCGGGACACUCCACCUCAGAAUUGGCCCAAUAUUUCGAGGACAACACACCGUUAUUAUUCGAUGAGAGGUGCACCGCCUCGUGGGCCAGACGCACCACUUCACUGCAGCCGUUUUUCAAUCAAGCGAGCUCGGGUUUAUGCCACCUCGCGGCCAUGCGAGGGCAGCAGAAGGGUCGGAGCGGGGAGGCACGAAAGUUUUAUGGUUGCCAGUCCCAUUUCGUGAGUUUAAAAAAAAAACGCUCACCGCCACGGGUGCGAGAGGUCCGUAUCAAAGUUGUGUGCGGUUAUGCGGGCACAUGCCACCAGCCGGUGUUUAUCGUAGCAGCCGAUAAAAUGCCGAUGGACUGAUGUGCUGCCCGUUGUUAGAUUGUGAGCCAAGGCCAGACGUUCACUUGUUGGUACCACCUGAGUUGGCAUCACAGCCAUGGUUAGAAUUUAUUUAUGUGGCCAAUAACAUUGAAUUAUGUAAUAACCAUUUGAUAUGAGUGGUGUUAUCAAAUAAUUCACCCUCAAUUGCCAUAUAAAUAUUUUGGUACCUUCGAUGUUAACUCUGAAUACAUCUGAAAAGAUCAGGCUCUUUAAGAUGAAAAACGUAUAUGACAUCUACUCUGCCUCUGACUUCUCGAUGCUGUGGUGGUCCUUGAGGCCUGAAGUGCAAUUUUUAAUCAAAGGUAAAAUUGUACUUUGCCAACUCAUUUGUGCAGUUGUCAUUACUUUGGUUUGUAAUGAAAUGAGGUGCUUUUACAGUUGUACGUGUGCAGCCUUAAGACCGUACUUGUAGCGGAAAUUGUUAGGCAAUAAACACAUACAGACUGCAUUGUGCUGUGAAUAAUCAGGGUACCUGAUAAUGUCUCGGUAAAAGGGCCUUCAUGCCACUCAGACCUUACUUUUUUAAUACCCAAGCCACUACAAACAUGGGAAUACUUUUUCACAGCACAUUUUUAAAUUGGCUAAUAUCUAGCAGAAAUAUUUUAAUUGGCAUUGUGUUCUCCCCUUUGUUGUUUUAUAAAAACCUAUGACCAGACAAAUGGAAUACAUUUUUUCUUAAAAUUUUAUACGUUUUUGUUGACGUUAAUAGUUUGACCGGUCGCUGUUGACCAACAGGCAUUGAAAAAUACGACCGUCGCUGAGAACGCUACUUUAUUUUUUACUUAAACCCGUUUGCAACCUUCACAUAACAUUUCUAUCCUCACCCUCCCUCAUGUAACAGUGUCUGCCUUGUGCUGCGUGUUCUCCGGUACAUAACUGAACACAUCGGCGAGCCAUACGCAGCACCACUGCAAAAACCUAUGAAGUUGUACAACAUGUAGAUUAACCACUAAAAUACCCACCAAAACAAGCUUGGUCUAUAUUCACUCUUGUCCCUAUCCAGAACUACUUUUUAAGAACACUUUGGAUACCAGCCCAGUAGGGCAAAAACAUUACCCAUUGAGCCGAGGGGGGGGGGGGGAAACUUGAGGUUAGGGUACUCUUCAGGUCACUCCCAAAAAGGAGAUGCCAUACCAGACAUUAUACAAAACAAUACACAGCUCGAAUUACAUACCAGUUUUCCAUUUGUUGCCAGAUAAUUAUUGCGUUAAUGCAGGGGUGGGCAAUCUUUAAGGCCUGCAGGCUGGAUAGGCCUCGUGCGGCCCACAGCCACACGAGGCCUUCCAAUAUAUGGGCCGCGCUAAUUGAGUACUAGAGGGCGGAAAAUUUUAAAUCUGGCAACACGAUUUCUAAUUUUAUCAUGCUCAAUUACAUGUUGCCUUGAAAGUAUAUCUGAGCACACAUGCAAUGCAUCCCGACCUAACGUGAUCGCUUUUUUAGUGAUGGUGCGAUCCAAUGAAGGUAUUUGAAAGUCCUAUUCGGCGCGUGAUGACGAGAUUUUUCCCACCCGUGUUAGCCACGCGGCUCGUUGUUGGUGUUUAUAUUGGGUCCCCUGCACCCACAUGCAGCGAUACCAGGAGACCGGCGGCUCUGCAAACUGACCAAGAGUCGCAGGAUCUCCCAUCGAGCUUUCUGAACUUUGCACGUUCAGAUAAUUUGUGUGACCAAAUAGAUUUUAUACUCUGGAUUGAUAGGUGCUUCCUGUUAUAUACAAUUACAUAUAUAAAACUAAAUGAUUACAGGUAUGUCUUAAACCACACUUUGUACUUUAUGGCUGGGCAAUCAAUAAUGGUUUUGUUGUACGAUGCUCGUAUGGAUCAAUGCUUGUCCAACUGCGCUUACAUGCACAAUGUUAAACAACAGUAAAAUUGUGUCUCUGGACAUUGCUGCAAUUGAGCCGAGUUCCCAUCUAUCUGGCUCCCAAUCUGCACGGCAGUAACCAUUUUGUGGUAGUGGUGCCAUGAGACUUGGGUGUCAUACAACACAGCACUUUGUGAUAACUGCCCUGCUCUAAUUGUACAGUGUUGUUAGAUAAGCCAAGCCAGUUUAAGCUACUGCGUUGGCUGAUUUUUGGAGUGAUGUGUGUUCUGUUGGCGCUUAAGUUUUAAAUACACAUUCAAAUUGGCCUGAAAAGAAGGAUGACUUCACUCAAUAUGAACUUGCCUAUGGAGUCCCAUAGCCAAACGGAGCAUAUGAUCACACCUGCAAGCAUAUGGUCAGACCUGUGAGCACGUGGUCACACCUGUGAACACGUGGUCACGUGUGUGAACAUAAACAAAACCACAAUCGGACAACGCACAUGCAUGGCUCAUAUCGCUCCGAUUACAAAUUUAUUCAUUGCAUUACCAUUUCCGCGUACAUUAUGAAGAACUGCGUGCGCAACGAACGAUCAACUUCAGAAUUUUAUACCAACGCUGCAUCACAAGCACUUUGUCCUGCCGAUGACGCCAGCUUUUACAUGAUACCCCUGUGGCAUUAAUCCGCUGUUCGUUGGUUCAUCCAUCGCCCGGUCUUUUUGUUGUUGCCGUUGUUGAGGAAUGCCCCACACAAGUCUGUCUGCCGAUGCAUUGCACGUGCAUCACUGGGCAUUCUGAAGAUGUCAUCACGCCUGAACGCCGCCCCCGGUUUUGAGGGUGCAUCUUAUUAACUUAGAGCAUUGCCAACUUGUACGGACAUCCCAAUGUGGCCCCCCACGCGUCCUGUUGUCUUUUGCCAGUGUAACAGUUGUUUAAUGAAAACGACGAUAAUGAUGAUUUUGUGGCAGUAAUAUUUUGGUAUUAUCUGUAGCAUUAUAGCAUGUUACAACAAUUGCUGUCUUAAGAAAUAUACCAAAUCUAUUUACUAGAGGUGUAACGAUUGCACUUUCUCAUCAAUGUUGUAUCGUAAGCUCACGAUAUAUGCGUUCAAUUGUCUCUGUAAUCGACGUUUUUAUAUAUGCUGUAUUAAUGGAAUUCGUGUGACUCCUGCAACCACUAGUGGCCGCUACAUGAACCACGACGUUGAAAACAAUGUUUAAGAAAUUCAUUCUCAAGUCGUAUCACGGAAUUGCAUCAAAAUCGCCGUUGCUGGUGAAUCGUUACACUUCUGCCAAUUACGACGGUGAAUGUGAACAUUAUGCCGGAAUCAUUACAGCUGUCGCUGGCGAGACGGCCGAUCGUCAACGGUCGAGUUGUGACGUGUGUACCGAUGGAGGUGGUGUCGGAGCAGUGGCUGCCCCCCACUCGGCCACCAGGGAUCUCAAUAAACCCGACGCCCUGCAGCAGA
Petromyzon marinus (sea lamprey) is the source of this 7639-nucleotide messenger RNA. Its product is annotated as 5-aminolevulinate synthase, non-specific, mitochondrial-like. The record is from RefSeq and is a predicted model, not a curated record. NCBI's taxonomy places the organism in Eukaryota, Metazoa, Chordata, Hyperoartia, Petromyzontiformes, Petromyzontidae. Gene Ontology annotation, molecular function: pyridoxal phosphate binding; 5-aminolevulinate synthase activity. Gene Ontology annotation, biological process: hemoglobin biosynthetic process; erythrocyte development; heme biosynthetic process. Gene Ontology annotation, cellular component: mitochondrial matrix; mitochondrion.